Molecule: messenger RNA, 856 nt
Organism: Jatropha curcas
Lineage: Eukaryota; Viridiplantae; Streptophyta; Magnoliopsida; Malpighiales; Euphorbiaceae
Source: RefSeq, a predicted model, not a curated record
ACAUAACCUAUUAUAUAAAUAUAUGUAAAACAGCAAGUAGUGCGUUGGAGAAAUGGGCGGCGUUGCAUGGACUGAAGAAGAAGAUCGCUUGCUCAGGAUAUGUAUAGAGCGAUACGGUGAAGGGAAAUGGCAUCGUGUGCCUUUAUUGGCCGGUUUAAACAGAUGUCGCAAAAGCUGUAGAUUAAGAUGGUUGAACUAUGUUAGACCAAAUAUUAAGAGAGGAAAUUUCACACAAGAUGAAAUUGAUCUCAUGAUCAAGCUUCAUAGGCUCUUGGGCAACAGGUGGUCAUUGAUUGCCAGCAGACUUCCAGGAAGAACAGCAAAUGAUGUAAAGAAUUACUGGAAUUGCCACAUAAGCAAAAGACUAAAUGCUCAAGAAACCAAACAGAAGCAAAUUACAAGAAACCCACCACAGCCUGAAAAUCCUGCAACAAGCCCAAGAAGCCCAGAAGGCCCAAGUUACUUGCAACCACAACAUGUAGAACCCAGUAGAUGUAGCCCAUUAGCAGCAAUCCAUGUGACUGAAGACGGACAGGGCCCACGUGUGAUUCAAGAGAAGGAGAAUUGCUAUUCUGGAUUUGAAGAUCGUGGGUUUUUUGCUGACUUGGAGUUGGAGUUUGGGAAUUUUUUUGAAGAUAAUAAGGUGGCAUUUGGUAAUGAUCAUUUCAGCAGCAAAAAUGAGUGGGAUGACUUGAUCUCCGACCUUGAUUUUUGAAUUGAAAAAAUUUGUAAUUUGAUUAGUUGUUUGGUAAAAUUUUAGUAGCAUUGCUAAGAAAAAUUCUCAAACUUCGUUAAUGGAUAAUUUCUAUCUACUUCUAGUAGUUGAUUAAUACCCUUACAGAAUGUUUAUAACGUA